Cyclospora cayetanensis is the source of this 318-nucleotide messenger RNA. RefSeq names its product DNA-directed RNA polymerase III subunit RPC10-like. Lineage: Eukaryota; Apicomplexa; Conoidasida; Eucoccidiorida; Eimeriidae. Gene Ontology annotation, molecular function: DNA-directed RNA polymerase activity; nucleic acid binding; zinc ion binding. Gene Ontology annotation, cellular component: RNA polymerase III complex. The record is from RefSeq and is a predicted model, not a curated record. The coding region runs from base 1 to 318 and encodes 105 amino acids. The transcript has 2 exons. Gene Ontology annotation, biological process: DNA-templated transcription; termination of RNA polymerase III transcription.
AUGGCUCUGUUCUGUCCAACCUGUCACAAUAUGUUGUUGCUGCGGCGGGAUGAACAAAUGGAAUUUUACUGCCAGACUUGCCCCUACGUAUUCGCCAUAAAGCAGAAAGUGGCGCGCAAGAUCCUUCUUACACCCAAGAAAGUUGAUGAGCCACUCUCGGAUAGUUUGCAAGACACAGGCGCUAAAAUUCCCGCUGUCUGCCCGAGCUGUUCUCACACCGAGGCUUUCUUCUAUCAGAUUCAAAUUCGCUCAUCAGAUGAGCCUAUGACGUCCUUCUUUACCUGCACUGAAUGUAGGUUCAGAUGGCGGGAGAAUUAA